Messenger RNA from Aspergillus clavatus NRRL 1, 1575 nucleotides. Its product is annotated as putative MFS sugar transporter. Gene Ontology annotation, biological process: transmembrane transport; carbohydrate transport. The transcript has 8 exons. Gene Ontology annotation, cellular component: membrane. The coding region runs from base 1 to 1575 and encodes 524 amino acids. Lineage: Eukaryota; Fungi; Ascomycota; Eurotiomycetes; Eurotiales; Aspergillaceae. Gene Ontology annotation, molecular function: carbohydrate:proton symporter activity. The record is from RefSeq and is a predicted model, not a curated record.
AUGGGGACCUUUGGCUCUCAGACCAGUACCUAUAAUAGGCUGGUCGCCAUCUUCGUGGCCAUUGGGUCUAUGACCUAUGGUUACUGUGCUUCCAUUAUCGGCAGUACAAUCGGGCAGCCGGGAUGGUAUAGCUACUUCAAUCUACCCAGCGAGGGCGAGCCGGGAUACGCUUCGAUUACCACACCCGCCAUCUCGACGGCGAAUGGUGUCUUCAGCGCUGGGGGUGCUGUUGGCACGCUGUUCAUCAUGUGGUCGUGCGACUACUUUGGCCGCAAGGUGAAUAUCCAACUCGGUGCCUUUUUCUCUCUCUUCGGAGGCGCGCUUCAGAGUGGCGCAAACUCGCUCAAAAUGUUCCAAGCCGGUCGAUUUAUCUGUGGCCUUGGUAUUGGUCUCCUGGUGACCGUGUGUCCCAUGUACCUCUCGGAAAUGUCGAGUGCCUUCCGCCGUGGCUGGCUGGUCGGUCACCAUGCCAUCUUCUUGGUCUUUGGCUAUAUGCUUUCUGGCUGGGUUGGCUAUGCAUGCUAUUACGCCCAGGACAUCAGUGGCGGUUUUGGCUGGAGAUUCCCUCUGGCACUGCAAUGCUUACCGCCUCUCGUGCUCCUGGUCGGAUCUCCUUGGUUGCCCCGUUCUCCGCGUUGGCUCAUCUCCAAGGGCAAGCAUGAGGAGGCCAAAUUGAUCCUGGAGCGCCUCCGCCAGUCUCCAGAGGACCCGGACAAUUUGGUGGCCAAGGAAGAGUAUUUCCAGACCACGGAGCAGAUCCGUCUAGAAGCAGAGCGGCUGUCGCAGUAUGGUAGCGUGUGGAAGGCAGUUUGGAAGAAGAAGUCGUAUCGCAAGCGGAUGAUUAUUGGAUUUCUCACUCAAUGGGGAGCUGAGUUUGGUGGACCUCUGAUUAUCAACAAUUACGCCGUGCUCCUAUACACCAACCUGGGUAUGAAGGACGGCAUGCCUUUGCUUCUGAGUGCAGUCUGGUUGACUACAGCCGGUCUCAUCUACAAUCCCCUGGGCGCUUGGCUCCAUGACAAGGUCAACUCGCGCCGCGGCAUGUAUAUCACCGGCUUUGUUGGUAUUGUCAUCACUACCUCCUGCCUGGCUGCGAUGACUGCAGAAUUCGCCGGCACCACGAACAAGGCCGGCAAUGCCUUUGGUAUCCUGUUCAUUUACCUUUAUCUUGCCUUCCAAGGCACUUUCUGCGACACUACCAUGUAUCUUUAUGUGUCUGAGAUCUUCCCAACCGAAAUCAGACCGAUUGGCAUGGGCUUUUCUGUGUUCGGUCAAUUUGCUUCGACCCUGCUCUUGCUUCAAACUGCCCCUAUGGGUUUCAAUAAUAUUGGCUGGAAGUACUAUCUAGUCAUCAUCUGCUGGUCGGCCUGCUUUAUUCCAGUCAUCUACUUCUUCUUCCCCGAAACUGCCCGCUUGACCCUUGAGGAGAUUGCCAAGAACUUCGGCGAGGAAGUCGCUGUCCACCUCACAGAUGCGACCGACGAGGAGAGAGCACAGCUUGAGCGGACCAUUAUUGAAAAACCAAACACUCCGUCCGAGCAAACUCAGGACUUCGAGGAGUCCAAGUCGGCCUAG